Messenger RNA from Linum trigynum, 1594 nucleotides. The record is from the annotation of a GenBank genome assembly. NCBI's taxonomy places the organism in Eukaryota, Viridiplantae, Streptophyta, Magnoliopsida, Malpighiales, Linaceae.
GCUGAAGUCAGAUCAUAGGCCGAUCCUUAUGACCACUUCAGUGAAUAAAGGCUCAAGAUGGUUGGAGAGAAGAUUCCAGUUCCUUUCUGCCUGGCUUGAUCACAAGGAGUUCCAACCAUUUGUGAAAGAGAGCUAGAGGCCAAGAGGAGGAUUCCUUCCAGCAAUGAAAGGCCUUUCUGAUAACCUGAUUAAAUGGAACAAGGAGGUCUUUGGUAACAUCUUUAGAAGGAAGAAUGACCUGCUCAGAACCUUGAAAUCAUUGGAAAUGGUGAAUGAAAGGAAGCCAUCAAGAAGAUCCCUUGAAAAAGAAAGGGAAAGAAGAGAAGAGUUAGAGGGUACCUUGUGGCAGGAAGAGAUGUUGUGGAGGCAAAAACCAAGGGUCAAGUGGACUGUGAAGGGGGACCUCAACACUCGUUAUUUCCACAAUUGCACCUUAAGUAGAAGAAAAAGGAACAAGAUCAUCAGACUUCAGAAUGGGGAUGGUAACUUGAUUGAUGAUCCUGACACUCUCCAAGCCAUGGCAAAGGGCCACUUUGUCCAUCUGUUCACAAGUGAAGCCCCUAGCAACUGGAUCCAGCUUCCUGCCUCUUUCCCCCAUGUUGAUGAGUCCUGCCUGAGAAGAAUUGGAAAGAUUCCCAACAUUGAAGAAGUUAAAGCUGUCAUUAUGAAAAUGAGUGGACUAAAGGCACCUGGUAAAGAUGGGUUCCACGCCCUGUUCUACCAGAAAUGUUGGGAUGUUGUGGGACUGGAUUUCUCCUCAUUCAUCAGGAGUUGCUUCAGUAACCCCAGCAACAUUAGAAGCAUUAAUGAAACCUUGUUGGCUCUUAUCUCCAAAGUGGAGUCUCCUUCCUCAAUGAACCACUUUAGAACAAUUAGUCUAUGUAAUGUGGGGUACAAGGUGGUGGCUAAGUGCAUUGCCAAUAACCUGAAGAUGUUCAUGACACAGCUGGUUCACCCUAACCAGUCCAGCUUUGUACCAAACCGCCAUAUUACUGACAAUAUUAUUAUUUUGCAGCAGACUGUCCAUUCUAUGUCUAGGAAGGCUGGAAAGAAAGGGAUCAUGCUCCUUAAAAUUGACAUUGCUAAAGCCUAUGACAGAAUUAGUUGGCAAUUCCUUGAGGAAACGCUCAAAGCUGCUCACCUCCCUCAUGACUGCAUCAGAUUGAUCAUGGCCUGUGUGACCACCACCUCCUUCCAGGUCUUGUGGAAUGGGGGAGAGACUAACACCUUCUACCCCUCAAGAGGAUUAAGACAGGGAUGUCCCCUCUGACCUUAUCUUUUUACUUUGUGCAUUGAAAGGUUAAGCCACUGCAUACUGAAAGAUGUGAAUGAUGGUCACUCGAAACCUGUGUGUCUUUCCCCUGGUGGUCCUGCUCUGUCUCACCUUUUCUUUGUUGAUGACCUGGUGUUGUUCUCUCAAGCCAGUUUGUCAAAUGCUUGCAUUAUCAUGAAAUGUCUUGAGUCUUUUUGUGCUGCCUCUGGUGAAUUGGUCAGUAAAGAGAAGUCUAGAACCUUUUUCUCCAAGAAUGUCAAGCAAAAUGAUAGACAUAACAUUUGUAUCUAUCUUGGUAUCCAAGAAACCAAGGACCUUGUU